AUGCCCGCUAAGGCGUCCUCGGCGCCUCCCCGCGCUGCCCUUGCUGGAGUUUGCUCCACUUUUGUGGACAGCCGCUUCUGCAGCUUGCCUCUCUGGGAUGAUGCUCAGGUGGCCCAGGAAAAAUGGGGAGACCCGCUGACAGUGUCCGUGCCGAGCGUCGGCGGUGAUGGGGGCAGGGAAGCAAAGGAAGGUGGUGGUAGAUCGAAGGCUUUCAACGGUAGCAAGCAGGGAUCGACGUCCUUUGGGGCAGAGACUCACUUCAAGGAUGAGGCGACGCACCACGCCGUCGAGGCGUUUAUCGUAUCGCUUUGUCCACCGCGACAGUCGGACCGGGAUGCCGAGAGUGUGUGCGACGUGUCCUCUUCCGACGAGGUGACCUGGCUUCGACCAACAGAGGUGUUUCGUCCUUUCCGCCCUGUAGUACAUCACAAUGUUACCCCGUUCAUGAAUCCGUACGCAACAGCUGAGGCUCUGAUACCGGUCGAUGCCAAGACGGAGGAGGUGCAGUGCCAGUCACCGUCGUCUGCUGGUGCUGUGGCCCCAAACAACAACACCAGUCACCGAAGGGGCGGCGGUAACGCGCGGCAAAGCAGUGCGGCGGCCCCUGUGCAGCAGGCGUUUUAUCAACUGUACCCCGAGGCCAUAACCGUGCUGGACAUGUUCCCGCAGGAGGAGAGGGAGCUUUGGACUCACUGCACGCCAGCAGAGUCGGUGCGGCGAUAUCGAGCCCUACCCCCUCUAAUGCAGCCCUACGAUGGUGUGCUGAUUGCUGGCUGCGCCGAGACGCCAGCGCAGGCGUGCGAGUCCCGCUACAGCACCGCUCUGCGUCACAAGCUCCAGCAAGCCGAGCAGCUGGCCUCCUUAGCCAAAACGCCACCGUUUCUGAUGAGUGCCUUCAACAGUGCCUUGAUGGCGGUAGAGCAGGCGCAGCGAUACAUUCCGGCAGGCUGGUACCUGUGGGAGCUUGUAUACCCGCACGCCCCUGGCACGUGCCACCCAGUGUACAAUCCGUUUGGCAAGUACGCUGUGAAGUUAUUUGUCGACGGUGCCUACCGCAAAGUGCUCGUAGAUGACUGCCUGCCAGUGGACGUGCUUGGUCGUCCGCUCCUCAGCAUAACAAGUCGAAAGGAGCUGUGGCCGUGCCUGAUUGCGAAGGCUGUGGUAAAGGCGCUCGGCCCCGUCAGCGGAGUGCAGGCCUUGACAUCUGCCCCAGAGCUGAUUGUGGCAGCGCUAUUAGGCAACUGGGUGCCACAGUACCUUUCUCCCAGGCACGACAUCGUCUAUACCACCGCACUGCUUCUCCUGUAUCAGCGUCAGCUGACGCAGCUCGAGAGCCUGACGGAGCCGUUUGUGAAGGAUGCAGUCGCAAGCACAGAGGGGCGUGGCAGGGCCGACAGUGCCGGCGAUGUAACGGCAAAGGGUGGAAAAGACAACGCGCGCGGCCGUCGAGGAUCGCCGAAUCCAACACUGCAGAGGCGCAUCUCGUCAAGUGGGGCUCGUACCAGUUCGGUGAAGCGGCAGCAGAGCAGCCGUGCCUGUGGGGUCUCUGGCGAUGCCGGCGAGGAGGCAGGCGAACUGAAGCCGCUGACGGCUACGGAGUAUUGCGAGCCGAUCAUUGAUGAGCCCCUGCCUGAGCAGCCUUUUUACGUCUGCGGCUUGCACGCUCCGUCGGCUGAGACGCUGAAGUCGAAAACUGCAAGUACGGCCAGCGGUGGGUACGGCUUCGGGACGCAACUAUAUACGAUCCACGCGAUGAAGUCCUUUCGCAACACGGUGGCUCUGCUGCUGCACACCACUCCCCGCGCGUGCAUCUCCGAGGGCAUUUUUGAGAAGGAGAAGGACGCCGACGACGUGAGCGCGCUCCAUGACUGGGGCCGUCGCGCUGUGCGAGUAGGCGGUACACACGCAGCCAGCACAGGGAAGCCGUCGCACGGUCCGGAGGGCGUAGCAACACCCUACAUCGUCGGUGCGCAAGGUGAUGUGACUCCUUCCAUAACGGACAUGAUGAUCAUGGACAGCGACAGAGCGGCCUCCGUGACAUCCUGCUGGUUGACGCUGGAGGAGUUCAUGUUGCACAUGGAGACGGUUAUUAUCUGGCGACAACUGACCGGGCGGUACGCCAACGCAGUCUCAGUCAGCGGAGAGCGACUCCUGCAGCACCAAGGAAAUGGUUCUGCGACUGGCGGCGCUGGAUCCAGUGACUCCCCGCUAUCGACAGCGUUACGCAAGAAAUCACCAACGCCGCGCCGCGGGGAGGUGUCGCCGACGGCGACCGCGACAUCCAGCAUCGCCACGCAAUCCUCAACUCCACCGCCGCCGUCGAUGAUGUGGUGGAAGCUGACGGCCGAAAAGGCCGUAGAGGCGGUUGUCGUUGUCUCGUGCUCGGCGGUCAUGGAGGCCGCCGCGCGUGGCACCGUGGCCGCAAAGAUACCACCGACGACGUUGUCAUCAUCUCAUUUGUGGCUGUCGACGGGGCCAUCUGACCCGGUUGCUGGCUUGAGGGGGUCGGCAGGGGCAUCGGAGGGGCAUCUGGAGCGGCGAGUGCACUUUCACCACUUCCAGUGGGAUCGUGCGGAGCCGCUGAACCACAUCGGAUCUCUCACCUACACGAAUGGCGUGCUGCGCUCGACAGUCUUGCACUUCCGCCCCGGCGUGCACCUGCUCCGCGUCGAUCUACACCAAGUGCAGGCCCCUGAUACAAUUUCCUUUCUCUCCGACGCUUCGAUGGAAGUGCAGCUGGAUCUCUCCCACGACGCUAACCGCGACGGGUUUGUUUGUUUGACCGACGCCGGUGUCUACUCGGCAGUGCAGUCUUGCGACAUAGAGAACGUGUGGCUGAAGCGCGUCUUUUCCCUCAACGUCCCGACGUGUGUGACACUGCAACUGUCCACGCUGGACUCGACGGAGGAUGUGAUGGGGCACCGGCAGAUUUACACCACCGCCAACCAGGCAUCUGCGGCAAUAGCAGCAGGGAAGGGCGGUGGUAAUCACGGCAAGACAGCGGCCAGUGUGCGGGGUGCACCGCAGGGCGGGAACGCUGGUGCUGGUGUGGGAAGGUCUGGCAGCACGCCUCCGGUGCCAAGUUUCACUGCGGCGGACGGGAAGAAGCGUAGUGAGGGACUGCUAACGGCAGAUGCGGAGAAUCGCGCCGCGUUCAUUGUCGCCACCAGGGAUGCCUCAAUGUCCAUUUUGCGGUACACUUCACUGCUACUACUCAACCUCGACCGCCCAGAGGACUACUGUGUUGGGACUGCUGGACGACUCGUGAAACUGAAGCUGGAGCCGAACGAGAAGGGGUACCUGAUUAUAGCAUACACGAAGGUGCCGGGGUCUCUGAUGCAAAGUGUCCAACCGCAGGACAAGGUGGCGGGCGAGGUCGGCGGUAUGGGAUCGCUACUGCCAAUGCUCACGCCGACCGCCUCGCCCACUGAGGAGGAGCUGCGGACGCCGGAGUCGCCAUUGCCGAGAAACUCACUUCCAACCCCUGCAUCCACGACGCCACCGCUGCUUUUUCCCGCAGCGCAGUGGAAGCUGACACUUCGCUCCAGCGCAGAACUCCAAAGUUUCGACGCCGUUGCCCACGAUUUGAAUAACGUGACAGUGGAGGCUGACCUACCGCGUGGCGGCUCGCCGAUUCUGUGCCGCCGCAUCCUCACCAUCACGGAAGCUACCCACGUCUCUAUUGUCGCGCAGCUGCGCUCUCCUUUCCCGAUGCCAUACACGGUGCGCAUCGUGCGGCUUCUGACCCCAGCGGCAGGGGUACCGACGUCGACCACGCCGAAGGCGAUCCGAGCGUCAUGCAGCAACAAUGCGCCUGUUGGGAUGUCGGAGCCAGUCGCGGCAGAUCUCAGCCGCGUUGCUGGGACUGCGCCCUCGCAGGCCAGCGCCUUUGUUGUGUACGAGUCGCCCCUAACCCUACACCGCCUCUUUGUAGCUGACGUCCUUCUGAGCACGGCGGUCGACACGAGCGUGGGGAAGGGCGGCAAAGGCCCGGUGGUAUCGGGCGCGGUAGGGGGAGCGGCGGCCGUCUACGCCAUCGAGGCCGCAGUCUCCGAGGAGGACGCUGCCGCAUGGAACGAGAGUUGUCGCCAGAGCCAAGAAGAUGCAUUCCUUCUCUAUCGCAAGGCUGCUGAGGAGCAGGCGGCCAUUUCAAACGAGCGCGACCUGGCCGAGUACCACAGCAACCCCGACGCCUUUGUGCAGCGUAAGAGGGAGGCCGCAGCUCAGCGCCGACAGUGUGCCACAGAGGCUGCCGAGAAGGCUGUGUCGCGCUCCGCGACGACAGGGCGGAGGCGUAGCGGCUCGAUGCGGCGACAGAGCCACCACAUGCCUGGUGUGCUCGAAAGCUUUGCGAAGAACGCGCAUCGCGGUCGCUCUUCGUCGAUGCGGCCAGAUACAGCGCACGAGGCGUCCGUUCAACACUACCUCGACACUGUGGACCCCAACUGGGCCGUGCACAUCAAUAUUCACCUGAGCUUUUCUAGCUCCCGCGCAGAGCCGAAGGUGGACACGCCGGCACCAGACGCGCUCGCAGAGCUUCGCAGGCACAUGAAGGAGACGGUGUCGUGGUUGCAGGAGUGGAGUGAGCCAGGCGCCUCUAGUGUAGAGGCGGCGGCUGCGGCGUCUGUAAUGAGCCCCAUCGCGACCGCCACCCCCUCGGGUAGCAGAUCGGGGGCCUCGCGGAGUCAGCGCGAUGUGGCGGCGGCCACUGUCACCACCGUGGAGGACGCCUUGCGUGCCGAGGCAGCCCGGCAGAGUCGCUUGGAGUACCUGGGCAACCCGCAGCACCUCUUUGCUGUCUUUCUCGAUCCGGGAGACAACGCGGACGCGGCGGGAACGCCCGCCGGCGUCUCUGCCGCCUCCUUCGCGCACAAAUCAAAGCAUGACACGUGUGUCAACAGUAACGGAACCGGGGCUGCCCACUCAGCGGUAAGCAGUGGCACGCAGGGGGCACGUUGCUAUCGAAAGGAAUGGAUGGAGGCGAACGCAGGGGCGUCUAGCAGUGUAUCGGACUACCCCUCAUCGGCGCACUCACCACCGGUGCUGAUGUACGAUGGACCGGCCACACAGUUUCGCUACGCGGCGCCACUGCAGCCAGCGCAGUACCGCAUCGAGCUCCUGCCUCUGCGUAGCUGGGAGGAGUCCCCCAGAGCUGUCAGUCAAGGGCAGGAUGGCGUCGCUGGCGCUGGGGCCGCUGCGGCUGCGACGAGUAACCGCGGAAGACGACCGAAGGCUUCCAGCUCAGUGCCUCCGGCCCCGGCUCCACCAGCUCGAGCGCACGGCAGUGGAUCAGGGGUGACGAGCAGCAGCUCUCCACGAUCCUUUCCAGAUGUUACGUCAGGCGGCUUCUCUACCUCAAUCGCAUCUGCCUUGUCUUGCCCGCUGACAGCCGCUGAGUGCGAGGCGAUGCUUCUGCCCUUGCGGCGACCCCUGACGGAGGCGUCUGGGAGUUGGGACCUUGCCCUAGCACCGGCACGCGUCGCGAAGAGUGAGAAUCAAGCGCGGCUAAAGGGCAGCUUCCACGCGUACUUUGAGGCCAUGGCGGAGCAGAAGGCGGCGAACGGUGACGCCAGUGGCGUAGCUCUGCCCCUUGUUUACCACUCCCUCCUGGGUGGCAAGGAGGAAGAUCUCGGGGCGUCGUUCAAGCUCAGGAGGUCGAUUGCUUUCACGUAG
Molecule: messenger RNA, 5673 nt
Organism: Leishmania braziliensis MHOM/BR/75/M2904
Lineage: Eukaryota; Euglenozoa; Kinetoplastea; Trypanosomatida; Trypanosomatidae
Exons: 1
Coding region: 1-5673 (1890 amino acids)
Biological process (GO): proteolysis
Molecular function (GO): calcium-dependent cysteine-type endopeptidase activity
Source: RefSeq, a predicted model, not a curated record